This is a messenger RNA of Mucor velutinosus, 1623 nucleotides long. RefSeq lists its product as uncharacterized. The transcript has a single exon. Lineage: Eukaryota; Fungi; Mucoromycota; Mucoromycetes; Mucorales; Mucoraceae. The record is from RefSeq and is a predicted model, not a curated record. The coding region runs from base 1 to 1623 and encodes 540 amino acids.
AUGGAUAUACUGUUGAAAAAGCAGAACAGAAAGAGCCUGCUGCUAUUUAGCAUAGCCUGCAUUGUAUUGCUGUAUCUGAUAGCACACUUGACACCAAAAUCAACGACACUAGAUGCAAGUACAGGACCAGCACAAGCAAUAGCAGAAAGCCAACUUAUUCGCAAGGUGAAGAAGCAAAAGCAGCAGCUGGAACAGGAAACAAGCCUUUUGGAACAACAUAUACUCAACAAGAGGAUCCUGCCCGUCGAAUUCCCAGACGCAUUUGAAUUCCACAGACCCCAUGUCAAUGAAAAGUUCAUCACCUACUUGCCCCACUCUGGAUUCCACAAUCAACGCAUCGAAUUAGAAAACGCCCUGCUGCUGGCGUCCUAUUUGAACCGCACCCUGCUGCUGCCAAGUGUCUAUCUCGGCAAUCCAGCUUUUCCAUGGCUCAGAUUCGACAAGAUGUACGAAAGAUUGCUACUGCAAACCAAGCAGGGACUUGAGUAUUGUAGCCUCAUUCGACCCGACGAGCCCUUGCCAACCGAAUGCUUGAAUUAUCCUCGCUGGACGACCGUGCCCUGGACGUUCUUUUAUAAUUUCGAAAAGCUCAAUCAAAAGGUGAGGAUUGUGUUCCGGGAAGAUCUCAGUUUCGAGUGGAUCAUGGACAGUUUCAAGCUGAAAAUGGACGACAUUUACCUGUUCAAGGAUUAUUCGCCAUUUGAAUUUCGUGUGUUUGAUUUGCCUGAAUCCACCACGCCAUUGUCUCGGUUUGUCAACAGAAUCGACCUCAGCACACUGGAAGCCAUUGAGGAGAAGGUCAUCCACUUUGGAUCUGUGUUUGGGACCUACCGAGUGUUGGCGCAGAGUCAAGAGCACAAGGAGCUGCUGCUGUUCAUCAGAGAAAACAUGAUCUUUACCAAUCCGACAUUGGUCGACAUCACCAGCAGAAUCGUGGAUCAACUGGGUGGCAUUGGGUCAUUCGUGGGUGUUCAUUUAAGAGUAGGAGACGGGCUAUUCAAGGUCAGGGCGUCUAUUAACGUGGACGACAUAUUCCACGCAUUAGUAAACGAGUACACUGAUCUGACACUGAAAGAGCUGCAAGAUAUCUAUGAUGUACACCAUGACCAAGAUCGCAAGGAGAACAGUGAAUACGAGAUUAGACAGCUCCGUGAUUCCCAUCAGCAGCAGCAAGUGACGUUUGAGCAACCGAUCCAUGUACAGCAUCCCUCGGAUAUUCAGGCAAAGCUCGCUGCCAGCGGCGAUGGUAGUGGUGCAUCUAAACUGCCCAUGUGUCAGGACAGAAAAAACGAUCGAUUCAGCGGUACAACCCUAUACAUAGCAACGGAUUGUCCUGAUCCUAGGAACCAUCCGCUGUUACGCAAGAUAUUCGAUACAUUUCCUUGCGUUUUUGUGCUCUCUGAUUUCAAAAAUGAGCUAGCUGAUCUGGACAAGAUUCAAGUCAUCGAGGAAAAGGUCAAGUUGACUUCCUACCUGAUCCCCAUGGUGGACGCCAUGAUCGCCUCUCAGGGACAUUCAUUCCACGGCACAAAUGCAAGCACGUUUUCCACUUAUAUCGAGCGUCAGCUACAUCCUGUCUACACGCAUCAGACAAUGGAAUUGCAAGGUGCACCUCAGCCCUAA